GCGACAAGGGGGCGGGUUCAGGGGCCCGGCGCUCUGCGUUCCCAAGGGUGGGGCGAGGGCAAGUGUCAGUCCGGUCUGGAGCGCGGCUGGGGACUGCGAAGACCGCGGCGCCACACAGGGGGCCCGGGCCGCUGCGAGUUGUCCGCCCGAGAUGGAGUUCCUCCUGGGGAACCCGUUCAGCACCCCGGUGGGGCAGUGCCUCGAAAAGGCAACAGAUGGCUCCCUGCAAAGUGAGGAUUGGACAUUGAACAUGGAGAUCUGUGACAUCAUCAAUGAGACGGAGGAAGGGCCAAAGGAUGCCAUCCGAGCCCUGAAGAAGCGGCUCAAUGGAAACCGGAACUACAGAGAAGUGAUGCUGGCCUUAACAGUACUGGAGACAUGUGUGAAGAACUGUGGCCACCGCUUCCACAUCCUUGUGGCCAACCGAGAUUUCAUCGACAGUGUUCUGGUCAAAAUCAUCUCUCCCAAGAACAACCCUCCCACCAUUGUACAGGACAAAGUGCUUGCUCUGAUCCAGGCCUGGGCUGAUGCCUUUCGGAGCAGUCCUGACCUCACUGGUGUCGUGCACAUAUACGAGGAGCUGAAGAGGAAAGGGGUUGAAUUCCCCAUGGCAGACUUGGACGCUCUGUCUCCCAUACACACGCCACAGCGGAGCGUCCCUGAAGUGGAUCCAGCCACGACCAUGCCCAGGUCGCAAUCACAGCAGAAGACGAGUGCCGGCUCCUAUUCCUCGCCGCCUCCUGCUCCCUACUCCGCUCCGCAGGCCCCGGCUCUCAGCGUGACUGGCCCCAUCACGGCCAACUCAGAACAGAUCGCCAGGCUGCGGAGUGAACUGGAUGUUGUUCGAGGGAACACUAAAGUCAUGUCUGAGAUGUUAACAGAAAUGGUCCCCGGACAGGAGGACUCGUCUGAUCUGGAGUUGCUGCAGGAGCUGAACAGGACCUGCCGGGCCAUGCAGCAGCGCAUCGUGGAGCUCAUCUCCCGCGUGUCCAACGAGGAGGUCACAGAGGAGUUGCUGCACGUCAACGAUGACCUCAACAACGUCUUCCUCCGAUAUGAGAGGUUUGAACGGUACAGGUCAGGCCGAUCAGUUCAAAACGCCAGUAAUGGGGUACUGAAUGAAGUGACUGAAGACAACUUAAUAGACCUGGGGCCAGGGUCUCCAGCUGUGGUGAGCCCGAUGGUGGGGAACACAGCACCCCCAUCUUCUCUCUCCUCCCAGCUUGCAGGCUUGGACUUGGGGACAGAGAGCGUCAGUGGCACCCUCAGUUCACUCCAGCAGUGUAAUCCCCGUGAUGGCUUUGACAUGUUUGCCCAGACUAGAGGGAACUCUUUGGCCGAGCAGCGCAAGACGGUGACCUAUGAGGAUCCCCAGGCUGCUGGAGGACUCACUUCUGCACUAGACAGUCGAAAACAGUGCUCGGAAGGGAGUUCGAUAAAUUCCUUGAAGAAAGAGCCAAAGCUGCUGAAAUGGUUCCUGACCUCCCCUCACCCCCGGUGGAGGCUCCCGCCCCAGCCUCAAACCCUCCUGGCCAGAAGAAGCCGGAGCGGUCGGAGGAUGCCCUCUUCGCCCUGUGAGCGGCUCUGUGGUUUGCCUCCCCAGAUGGCGGGUCACCACCCGCCUGCUGUGGACACCAGGCACUGGCAACUCCUCCCAUCCCCAGCCCCCAUGCGGCCUGCACACCUGUGUCUCCAUGGAAAUGCCACCGUGUCCGCUCCCAGGCCUCCCACUAGUCAGGGUCAGCUUCAGCCACCUUUUUCCCUCUGGGUGGUGGGACAGCUGCGGCCGGAGGCCCCUCCCUCCCCUCACGGGCCCGUCUGCCCAGGUUUCCUCCCAGGAAGAGUGGGCAGAGUGGCCCAGCCCCAGGCAGGGCAGCCCCUUAGCAUUGUUUCCUGAGCAGACCUGGACAGUCUUUCCUCCACCCACCCACCCACCCACAGAGAAAGGGCGGCCCCGGUCCCCUCCGUGUGCCCCACCUCCACCUGGCACGCCCGCCCUCCUGUGCCCCUCUCUUCCAGGAGGGGCUUUGUGCUGCUGCCUGUGGAAGAACAGGGCACAGUUGCACCCACAGGCCUGGUCUCCUCCUUGGACUGUGUGUCACCUUGUGGCACGUGGUGUGGCAGUACUUCAGAAGGCUCUGUGGGUGCCCACAGGGGGUCCUUUUACCUUCUCGACCCUCUCCAUCACUCAGCUGCUAGCCCGAGCCCACGCAUGAGCUGGCUCAGCAGGCUCCUGGCGUGGGGAAGGGCCACAGGCGGUUGGGAGGGCAGCAGGGAUGCUGCUGAGGUAGCACCACCAUCCCCCGCCUGCCCCAGCGCACCCUGCACGUUCACACACACCUGGCCCUGGUUUGUGGAGAGGCUUGCUCGGGGAGGCACAUCUGGGAAAGUGUCGUGGGUUUGUGAGCUGCCACACUCAGGGCUUUGGCCUGGCCUGUGGUAGCCUCACACCGCUACCUCCAGGGCCCAGCAGCAGACAGCUUUGCACCGUGCUUGGAGGUUCCAGGUGACUGAGUGGCCAGAGCGACACUAAGACCCCUGCACUGCUUCUUGGUAUGGGCCUUGUCCUCCUCCCACAGACUGUCCUGACAGCCUGACCUCCUCCCACCUCAGAUGUCCCCUGGCCACCAAUUUGCACCCUCUCCCCAAGCCAACCUUGAAGGCUGACAGAGCCUGGGGCUCAGCAGAUGGAGGCUGGUGACACGUGUUCCCAUCCUGUGUCCUCGUUGGUAUGAUCAGCCCGUCCCACCUGGCAAGAUGGCCUAGAGGCUGCAGCAGUCACUGCCAGAGCUUUAGCCCAAGCAGGGAAAAGGGGCCGAGCGUCACCUGAGCAGAGACUAGUGUUGUGGUCUCUGGGGAGCAGUUAGGAUAGAGACUGCAGCCAGGGGCCAUGCCGAGCACCAACAGUUCCAACAGGGAGUGGGGCGCUGCCCGUGCCCAGUCUAGCACCCCUCCAGUUUCCCCCAAGAGGGGGCCUGCGGUCUGGCUGGGGGCCCACCUGGCAGGACGAGCU
Lemur catta (Ring-tailed lemur) is the source of this 3013-nucleotide messenger RNA. RefSeq names its product target of myb1 like 2 membrane trafficking protein (gene TOM1L2). The coding region runs from base 152 to 1897 and encodes 581 amino acids. The record is from RefSeq and is a predicted model, not a curated record. Gene Ontology annotation, cellular component: membrane; endosome. Lineage: Eukaryota; Metazoa; Chordata; Mammalia; Primates; Lemuridae. The transcript has 13 exons. Gene Ontology annotation, molecular function: phosphatidylinositol binding; clathrin binding; ubiquitin binding. Gene Ontology annotation, biological process: signal transduction.